Molecule: messenger RNA, 3543 nt
Organism: Selaginella moellendorffii
Lineage: Eukaryota; Viridiplantae; Streptophyta; Lycopodiopsida; Selaginellales; Selaginellaceae
Product: conserved oligomeric Golgi complex subunit 1
Exons: 6
Coding region: 388-3456 (1022 amino acids)
Biological process (GO): intra-Golgi vesicle-mediated transport
Cellular component (GO): COG complex; Golgi apparatus
Source: RefSeq, a predicted model, not a curated record
UGCCCCAUUUCCAGAUAAACCCUUACACACUUGCCAGAUCGUGUCAGCUCUUCAGCGAAGUUUGAUGUGAAUGGUGCGCGAUCGCAAUUUGUCUUCGAUCGAAAUGGAGCUGUGCAAAACGAAUCGAGAGCCUUGCAUUGUCAUUCACGGGGAAGACAUCGCAAUCGAAGGCUUGCGCUUUUUCCCCCUUUAUCAUAGCUUCUCCGUGAUGGCGUGAUUGGAGCCGAAUCGAUGUGAAUCUCUGCUCGAGAGCUCAUUCCUCUGCAAAUCACUCACUAUCAAUCAAGCAAUCCUCCAGGGAACCUCCGCUUGACCAGAUUUUCAAGCGUACCAGACAUUUUAGGGUUCCAACAAAAUAGGUAGAAUGGGAUAGGGCCAGAGAUCGCGAUGAGGGGCGGCAGAUUCGAGCGAGGAGGCGGGGGCGACGGCAAUGCCAGGAAUGCGGAGGCUCUCCUCGAGUCGCGAUCCGUGGCGGAGGUCCGGGAGGUGGAAUCCGCGACGCGCAAGGAGAUCCAGGACAAGCAGGAGGAGCUGCGGCAGCUGGUCGGGGCCAGCUACCGGGAUCUCAUCGAUUCCGCCGAUUCCAUCCUCGUCAUGGGGGACUGCUGCCACCGCGUCAUGGAAAAUCUCUCAGGUAUGGCGCAGGGAUUGGAUCGCCUCAAGGAGAGCAUCAAGAUCUCUUCCUCCUCCUCCUCCUUGGCGGCGGUGGCAGUGGCCUCGAUCUCCAGUAGUGGCAGCAGCCGCGAGGAUCUCUACGGGGUUGGCAGUCGCGUGAAGUAUCUGGUGGACACUCCAGAGAAGAUCUGGGGCUGCCUCGACGAACACAUGUAUCUGGAAGGCGCCGAAAGAUUCUUGCGAGCUCGCCAGGUCCAUGGAUUGCUCCUCAGCAGCGGCGGCGGCGGAGGUGGUGGCGAUUCCAGCGCCGCCACGAAUUUCUCGCUGCUGUGGCACCACCAGUGGCCAGUGAUAGAGACAUUCCAGGGACAGAUCUCGGCCAGGAGCCGAGAGCGCUUGCAGGAACCCGGAUUUGCAGCUAGCGACUACGCUGUGGCGCUGGCGGCCAUUGCGAUCGUGGAAGAUCUCUCGUCGGCACAGGUUUUCUCCUUGUUCGUCGAGACGAGGAAGUCGUGGCUGAGAAGCUACUUGAGAACCAAGGUGGUGAUCACGAGCUCUUCGUCUCUACAGGACAGAGUUUUGGUACUCAACAAAACGGUGGACAUGAUCCAGCUGACGCUCUGCCACAUUGGCCAACUUUUCCUGGAAGUCUCGAAUGGAACGUCGCCGCUGCUCUUCACCACCGUCCUCACUGCACCGCCGUCGUCCCAGCUCUUUGGAGGGAUUUACAAUCCGGAGAAGGAAGUUCGUGCCUGGAAGCUCCACAGGGAGAAGCUGGAGGCGCGCAUGGUUCCGCUGUCCGGGGAGUUUGUGGCUCAAGGCAGCCUCUCCUUCCUUGGCGUGUGCGCGCAAGAGCUCUUGGACGACGCUCGGCCGGUGCUCGACGGUGUCUCCAACGGGAAAGAUCUCGCGGAGAUGGAGAGCUCGAUCAGGCUCCAUAUAGAGCAGCAGGCUGCUCUUCGAGAGGGCGUGGAGUGGCUCAAGAGCGCCUUUGGCCAGACGAUUAGCUCGCCCUGGGAGUUCUUGAGCGCACUGCUGUUGAACAGCUCCGUCAACUUGUGGGAGACGCUCUUUGAGAGCAUGUUCUUGAGGAGGAUAAAAGCCAUUGUAGACUCGCGGAUCGAGAAGAUAACGAUCAUGGCUGUCGUGGAGAGGCUUCUCAGCUCGAUCGACGCUUCCUCCUGCUUGCAACAGCCGAAUACAGGUUUACUACGAAGUUUGGUAGAAGAUAUUGGACAGCCUCAAACGAAAGGGCCUACGAGCAGGGAAUGGCUUGGAGAGAUCAGCUUGUACUUCGGUCCGGAUGUUUGUCGUUUGAAGGAAGAGGUGGACGACGGGCUGAAUGCCAUCCUGCUCGAUCUUCUCAUGUUUCUUGGCGAGCCACAAAGUCCGACGAGGAUCCUGGAGCUCGCACCAUAUCUUCACGAGAAAGUUCUUUCGUGCAUGUCGCGCAUCUGUAGCGAGCUCGAGGUGGAGUUGAAGAAACUCACGCUCAACUUUAAAGAUCUGGGAACGGCGAAUGGGCUGGAUAGCCUCGUAACUUUGGAACGAGCUCUGUUCCUGGGAAGGCUCUCGCUGGCCCUGGGAACGCACCUACACUACCUGCCAGUGAUCUUCGGGUCUCCAGAGCAGUGGAUAACACAUCACAAGAGAUCGUCCGAAAUGUUCUCGAAGGAGAGUGAUCUUCCGGAAUUUCGUAGCAGCAGAAGAAGAGCCACAGAUGGGAUUUCUUCGAGAUUACAGACUUUGCAGGGUUCUCUUCGCAGUCAGUGGGACAUAGCACACAACCUCUGGGUGUCCUGGAGCACUGGCGUCCUGGUAAAGAUUUUCCUCAAGGAUCUUGGCAUGGACGAUGGUCUCUUUGCUACGAGUUUUCCAAAGGGAUGGGAAGAAACAGUUCUUAAGCAAGAGACGGACAAUGCCGAGGGCGAGAUUAAGAUCUCUUUGCCGGGCAUGGCUUCGCCUUACGCGGUGUCCUUGCUGUUCUUGGCGAACCAAGAAAUAUACAGAGUUGGGGGUCACGUUUUGGACAAGUCAGUGAUCCACUCGUUUUCAGCAACACUUCUUGAGAAGGUCCUUGCAGCUUACGAAGGUUACUUGUCCGGAAGCGUCCAGAUAUCCGAGAGAGGAUCGCUUCAGCUUCUCUUUGACGUGCGCUUCUUGGCUGACGUGCUCGUAGGCAUCCAAGAUGCAGCUGUUAAAUCUAAAAGCCAGAAAGCGGUGAAAACCCUCUUGUCAAAACUGUCCAGCAACUUGGAUCCGAUUGAUUGGGCUACUUACGAACCUCAGCUAUGGGAGAAUGAGCGCCGCUGUUAUCAUCGCUGCGCUGUUCUCUUCGGCUUUCUCACGCAGCUAAACCGUCUCUACACUGACGCGGCAUUAAGAAACCAGCCUGUAACCGAUGGCAACACUAUCGGCUUGUCGGCCUCGGUUCCACGAUUUAUAACUCUCCCUAUCAGUAUGCCUCUCACAGGAGGCAACGUUGGUGCGAGAACCAUCAACGGUGGUGCGGGUGGCAACCAAGAGGGAGACAUUUCGAACGCCUGGAAAGCUUACCAGCAGAAAGAGCAGGGUGGAAACUUCACGUUUGAUGAUUCCACGGGGUUAUCUUCUCUCGUCAAUGCUCCUCUACUCAAAUCUUUCAUGGGCCAGGUGGGAAGCCGACUUGGAGAAGGGACUCUCAAGUUCGGGUCGAUUAUUGGUGAUGGACAAGUAGGGAGGCUCCGUGACAAGUCUGCUGCGGCAAUCUCCUCAACGUUUGGAGAUAUGCUGCCAACGCUUUCGUCUCUUGCAUCUGGCGCAAGCAAGUUAGAAGGUUAUGAAGCCUGGAGAGUCCCUUGAAUGCCUCAUGUGCAUCAGCCAAAAUUUAAGUGAAUCGCAAUCCAGCAAUUUUAGAAUAACAAAUUCUUAUCUACAAGGAUUUCGUGA